Fulvia fulva is the source of this 807-nucleotide messenger RNA. RefSeq lists its product as uncharacterized. The record is from RefSeq and is a predicted model, not a curated record. The coding region runs from base 1 to 807 and encodes 268 amino acids. NCBI's taxonomy places the organism in Eukaryota, Fungi, Ascomycota, Dothideomycetes, Mycosphaerellales, Mycosphaerellaceae. The transcript is spliced from 2 exons.
AUGGCGCCUCUCGACGACACUCAUUUCGCGACAUUCGCGCCAGCGACAAUGGAUCACCACAUAUCGAAACGCAACCUAAAUGUCAACCAGACCCAAGCCGUGACUUUAGGUGUGAUCGCAAUCUAUGCAGUGGCAAUCGCCAUAUUAUGGAACGUACCCUACGUCCGCAUGAUUCUAUGGCCAUUCAAAAUGCUCACCAUCGCCUUCCACGAAUUCGGCCACGCCUUCGCCGCCAUCCUAACCGGCGGCAAAGUCGAAUCCAUCUCCCUCGACCCUGACGAAGGCGGCGUCACUCACAUGCGCGGCGGCCGACAAGCCAUCACGCUCCCAGCGGGGUAUUUGGGCUCCUCCAUCAUCGGCGCCCUCCUCACCUUCUGCGGCUUCAACAUCGUCGCGAGCAAGGUCGCCAGUAUCGUCCUGGGCGUCUGCUUCCUGCUGACUCUCUGGUGGGCGAGGAAGGACUGGCUCACGAUUGGGACGGUUCUGGCGGCGGUGGGGUUGCUUGUGGCGUGUUGGUUUAUUGCGCAUGCGGAGGCGUUGAGGUUUGUGGUUUUGUUUAUUGGGGUUAUGAGUAGUCUUUAUUCCGUCUGGGAUAUCUGCGAUGAUUUAGUUUUGAGGAAGGUGAAUAGCUCGGAUGCGAGUGUGUUCGCGAAGCGGUACGGAGGAAGUUCCAGGUGCUGGGGGCUUAUUUGCAGCGUUAUAUCGGUGUGCUUCAUGGCGGCGGGGAUUGUUGCUGGUAUUGCGGCUUUUCGACAGGAUUGGGAUCAGCAGGAGAAGGAUUCGAAGGGGUUUAUACCUACGAGGUAG